Molecule: messenger RNA, 1872 nt
Organism: Hyposmocoma kahamanoa
Lineage: Eukaryota; Metazoa; Arthropoda; Insecta; Lepidoptera; Cosmopterigidae
Exons: 12
Coding region: 151-1836 (561 amino acids)
Source: RefSeq, a predicted model, not a curated record
UGGGAAUAUAUAAAUGAAGCACCAAUAACUGAUGGUGUAAAGUAUGAUAUUGAAAGUGAAUACGUUUUUAGCCCAGAAUACACACAACCACUGUCCACAGACAGAUCGACAUUAAUUAACACAGAUAAUUUUACGACAAAAUUGAUAAAGAUGCGUGAUCAGAAAGAUAAUACCAGAAAUAAGACAUACAACGUAAAUUUAUUGAACGUAACGUCUCCCCGUCGAACCACGUAUAAAUCUAAACCAGAGUACAGAAAACAAGAAACAAAUUACGAUCCAAAAUUUGAACCUUUUUAUAUGCGCAAGACUACAACGAUGUUGACGUCAAGCGUGAUGACAACAACAAGCAAUACCAUCGUAUUAAAUAGCACAAAGGUAAAAAAUACUAUGGUCAGAAAACUUAAAGGCAAAGCAAGCAAAAAAAUCACUGUUACGACUACAGAUGAAACGACAGAUGAAACGACAGAUGAAACGACAGAUGAAACGACGGAUGUGACGCCAACAAAUGUGUAUAUAUUUGCCGACGAUGAAGUGCAAAUAUCGAAUUUAUCAGCUAUCGCAGAACUGCGACAAGCACUCCAUGAUACAUAUCGUUUUAAUUUUGUAACUAUGAUGCGAGGUACAAAUGAAGUUGACCUGCGAAGUCUCAAUAAUAAUUACAUACCAGCACUACUGCUUUUGGGCAUGAUUUUUUGCUUUUGUCUCGUUGGUAUUAAUUUAUGUAAUUGGUACUUCUGUGGAUUCCGUUCACGCAAUAAAAGACUGCGCGUCCGUAAACUUCCCAACGUAGCAAUACGUAAGCUUAUUAUGAACAUAUUUGCGGGUCUAUGUGUCGUUUGCGCAUUUUUGGAACUGAUUACAAAUCUAAUUAUGUCGACGUAUAUAUACUCAUACGGUACAUCAGUUACAACUUUUUUAGCAAACUACGGUAACAUUGUAAAUCGUGAGGCCACAGAAUUGAUUAAUAAAUUAAAAAACAGGGCAUUUGUUUUAUCCGAAGUAAUAAUUUCACUAUUAGCAACAAAUUCAACAACACCGCAAUAUUAUUCAAACGGAACAAAUCAAUCAGGAGACCCAAAUUUAAUGAAAAUUAUACAGCAGAAACAAGACGAUCUAAUAACAUUGAAAGAUGCUAUAAUACAGCUUGCAGAUUAUCAAAUUAAUUUGAAUAACAACACAAAUCUGCAGACAUUCCUAGUAGAAACCCAGAAGUUUACACGGGAUUUUUUAAAGAGCAUGGUUGAUGUGACGCACAAAGAAGUGCUCGCCUGGGCUUUACCCGCUGUGUUGUCAAUUAUGCUGAUACGUAUCAUGGAUGAAUACACACGGUUUCGUAUACGAUUGCUUAACGUUGUUCGUAUACCAAUGUUACUGACAAUGAUUUUGGUUGCAUUGAUAACAACAUACAAGGCGAUAAUGGCUAUGAUAAUCGCCGAUAUUGCUGAUGAUGUUGGACGUAGUUUAGGAAAUAUUAGAAUGAAAUUCCCCAAUAGAUUUGGAAAUGUUUCUCCUGAGACCAUAUAUUACUACGCAACAUGUCCUGAUACAAAUGAUAAAUAUUCUUUGCAUCCAGAAAAAGGAGAGUUGUAUAAAACUUUUAAUAAAGUACUAAAUAUAAGUGUCGGGGACCUGGAUAACGAUAAUAUAAGUGUUCGAAUAUACGAAUAUCAACAGUAUAUAUGUAGCACUUUGUGGGUAGACAGGUUCAAAGAAGACUUCUGUAAUGUUUGUAUACGGUACCUAUCUCUUCAAGUUUUGAUCGGAAUAGCAACCACAUUUCUUAUCACUUUUACCUUAGUGGCGCUGUAUUGUUUGAGGUAUCACCAUCAAAGGUAGCACCCCCUGGACAUCAUCAACGCCCCUCAAUUUCUU